UAGGGACGUACUCGUGAAAUUAUCCAAAUGUUUACUUGGUUCUCCAGUUUUAGGUAGGAGACACAUUUCCAGAGUUCAAGAGUUCUGAGCGAAUUAUGGGCCUGACAGAAACUAAAGCAAAUAUUGCCGAAUGUCGGUUGUCAUAAAUGGCACUGUCCUCAAAUCAUGAAAAUGUUGAAUUUACAAUGAUUUGCAAGGGGCAGCACAUAGAUGGUGCAGAAAUACCUUUUAUUUCAGUAUGCAUUAAAUACUGCAGCCCCAUAUAUACUGUGGUUGGGCUAGAUAAGAGGCAAUGAGUGUGGAAUUUCUCGGGAUAAUCCUUGUUGAUUCCGGUCCGGUCGGUGUUGAAUUAUUCUGUAAAGAUGGCGGUCAGCAUCCGAGGCCGUCCGAAUCGAAGCAUUCGGAUGCGAGGUCGGAAUGACAGUGGGGAUGAAAAUGUACCACUCGAUCUCUCCAGAGAUCCUUCAGACAACCUUCGGGAAAUCCUUCAGAAUGUUGCCAAGCAACAAGGAGUCUCCAACAUGCGCAAACUYGGUCACCUGAACAACUUUAUAAAGCUUCUCUGCAAUGCAGGCCACUCAGAGGAGAAGCUUGGGUUUACACAUGAAGAGAUCGUCAUUUGUCUCCGGUUAGCGCUGUUAAAUGAGGUUAAGGAGGUGCGAGCUGCAGGGCUGAGGGCUCUACGCUACCUGAUCAGAGACAGCGCUAUUCUCCAGAAGGUCCUCCGUCUUCAGGUGGACUACCUGAUCGCCAGGUGCAUAGACAUCCAGCAAAGCAAUGAGGUGGAAAGAACACAGGCUCUCAGGCUGGUGCGAAAGAUGAUCACAGUGAAUGCACUGCUCUUCCCCUCGUCUGUCACCAACUCCCUUAUUGCCGUGGGCAAAGAUGGGCUACAGGAGCGAGACCGCAUGGUGCGCGUCUGUAUCGCCAUCAUCUGUGAACUUGCUGUGAAGAACCCUGUGGUGGUGGCCCAGAGGAGUGGUCUCAGCACCAUUCUGAAGAACGUGAUCGACUGUCAGCUGAGYCGCAUCAACGAGGCACUCAUCACUACCAUCCUACACCUCCUCAACCACCCACACACACGCCAGUAUGUGCGCUCAGAUGUGGAGCUCGAGCAAAUCCUGGCCCCGUACACGGACUUUCACUACAGACACAAUGCAGACACAUCAGAGGGGCAACUCAAGGAAGACCGGGAAGCUCGAUUCCUGGCCAGUAAGAUGUCCAUAGUUGCUUCCUUUCGCUCCUGGUCAGGCAUCAUUAACCUGUGCAAGUCAGGCAACUCUGGAAUCCAGUCUCUUAUUGGCCUGCUAUGUAUACCAAAUGUGGAAGUAAGGAAAGGCUUGUUAGAGGUGAUGUAUGAUAUAUUCCGGCUCCCCAUGCCUGUUGCGACYGCAGACUUUAUUGAAGCACUUAUCAGUGUGGACCCCAGUAGGUUCCAAGACAGUUGGAGGUUAUCCGACGGCUUYGUGGCUUCUGAAGCAAAAUGUAUCCUUCCACAUCGAGCUCGGUCAAGGCCUGACCUAAUGGAUAACUACCUGGCUUUGGUACUGUCUGCCUUCAUCAAGAGUGGACUUCUUGAGGGUCUGAUUGAGGUUAUCACAAGCACCGAUGACAACAACUCUGUGCGAGCCACCAUUCUACUGGGAGAACUGCUUCACAUGGCCAACACCAUCCUCCCACACUCCCACAGCCACCACCUGCACUGUCUGCCCACACUCAUCAACAAGGCUGCUUCUUUCGACAUCGCCCAGGAGAAGAGACUACGGGCGAGUGCAGCGGUCAACUACCUGAAGCGCUUCCACGAGAAGAAGAAGAAAGGACCCAAACCCAACAGCCUGUACCUGGACCACAUCAUCCGCAAAUCAAAGGCUUCACACUACUGUAGAGACCAGCACUUUAGACCACAGAGAGAUAUCUUUGUCAUUAAGGACACUGAGGAUGCUCUCAUGAUGAACCUGAGAGACAGCCACAUCCUGAACCACAAAGAGAACCUGGACUGGAACUGGGUUCUCAUCGCAACAAUACUGAAGUGGCCAAACGUUAACCUGCGGAGCAAUAAAGAUGAACAAAUACACAAGUUUGUGCGCAGGCUGCUGUUCUUCUAUAAGCCCAGCAGUAAGCUGUAUGCCAGCCUGGAGCUGGACCACAGCAAAGCCAGGCAGCUCACUGUGGUGGGAUGCCAGUUCAUUGAGUUCCUCCUGGAGUCUGACGAGGAUGGGCAGGUGUACCUGGAGGACCUGGUGAAGGACAUAGUCCAAUGGCUCUCAUCUUCUUCGGGGCUCAAGCCCGACCGCAGUCUCCAGAGCAAUGGGCUGCUCACCACCCUCAGCCAGCACUACUUCCUGUUCCUGGGCACUCUUUCCUCACACCCGCACGGYGUCAAGAUGCUGGAGAAGUGCAGUGUCUUCCAGUGCCUGUUGAACAUCUGUACACUGAAGAAUCGGGACCACCUGCUGAAGCUCACUGUGUCCACACUGGACUACAGCCGUGACGGGCUGUCCAGGGUCAUCCUGUCCAAGAUCCUCACCGCUGCCACUGACAACUGCAGGUUGUAUGCCACUAAACACCUGCGGGUGCUGCUGCGUGCCAACGUGGAGUUCUUCAGUAAUUGGGGCAUCGAGCUCCUGGUCACCCAGCUCCACGACCGCAACAAGAGUAUCUCCAUGGAGGCGCUGGACAUACUGGAUGAGGCCUGCGAGGACAAGGCAAACCUCCAUGCUCUGAUCCAGAUGAAGCCAGCUCUCACACACCUGGGGGACAAGGGGGUCCUGCUGCUGCUACGGUUCUUGUCCAUUCCAAAGGGCUUCUCCUACCUCAAUGAGAGGGGCUACGUCACCAAGCAGCUAGAGAAAUGGCAGAAGGAGUAUAACCUGAAAUAUGUGGACAUGAUAGAGGAGCAGCUGAACGAGGCUCUCACCACGUACCGUAAACCUGUCGACGGAGACAACUAUGUACGUCGAAGCAACCAAAGGUUACAGAGGCCCAAUGUUUAUCUUCCUGUGCAUCUGUAUGGCCAGCUUGUCCAUGACAAGACAGGCUGCCAUCUACUGGAAGUCCAGAAUGUGGUUCCUGACCUAAGCUACACUGUUCGCUCCCCAAUGCUGGACAAGUGGGAGGGCAUUAAACAACUUAAGGCAGCACUUUGGGSCUUGGGUAACAUAGGGUCGUCAAACUGGGGGUUGAACCUCCUGCAAGAGGAAGGGGUGAUCCCUGACAUAGUGGUUCUGGCUCUGCACUGUGAGGUUCUCUCCGUCAGAGGGACGUGUCUGUACGUGUUGGGGCUGAUCUCGAAGACGCGUCAGGGCUGUGACAUGCUGAAGCAGCACGGCUGGGACGCUGUGAGACACAGCCGCCGGACGUUGUGGCCCGUUGUCCCUGAUGACAUGGAGCCCCACCYCAACCCCCCCAGUCUGCUGUCCUCUGUCCCCUCCAGCCUCAGYCUCGCCUCUGACUCCACCAGCUCCAURCACAACAGUGAGAGUGACUCCACACAACCCAGUAUGUACAUCAUGGACGAUGAGAGGCUGGAGAAUUGUGACCUGUCGGACGAUCCUCCUAUGUACAUGAGACCCAAGUACAAAGACCGCAGCCCCUUCACCCUCCUGGCCUCCAGCCGCUUCCGCAACCGCCUCCUCCACUCCCUGUCGCUAUCUGGGAAGAAGCUCCGCAGCAACAGCGACCCCAAGGGCAUUCCCAGGGGCCGCGGAGGAGGGGUGGAGGGGGAACAGGGGCGCAAACGCACCGUCACCGAGCCCAGCUACACCUUUGGAUCUUCAGACGUCUUCCCAAUCUAUAAUGACGGCCACCUGCCCAAAAGCCCCUCUGUCAACCUAGAAACUUCCUUUGUGGGCAGCAAGGCAUCUGAGAACCGGGGCAGCACCCCCAGCAUUGGGGAGGGGGAGGGGAGGUUGCCAGGCCAGUCAGUGGGUGUAGGAGGGUCAGGGGUGGGUGAGAACCAGAGAGAACAGGCUAGCCGGGAGCGCCUGGCCGGGUAUGGCCCGUCCGGAGGGGGCGGGGGGACUCAGUUUAAAUCACGCAGUCAGAGCUUCAACACGGACACGACCACCAGCGGCAUCAGCUCUAUGAGCUCCAGCCCCUCCAGGGAGACCCUGCCCUCCACCAUCGACAYGGACGGUGUCAGCAUCAACAGUGUGAUCAGCGCYCAAACCAUCCAGACCCUGACCUCCCUCACCCCCCAGCCCCACACCGCCCACCUCUCCUCCCUGUCCAAAUCCAGCUCUGCCUCCCUGGUGCCCCCCGGCUCCUCCCACACCCUUCCCCGCCGCGCCCAGUCCCUCAAGUCGCCCUCGUUGACCACCCUGAGCGGCCUGACGGACUGCAGCCUCAUGUACUCCAACUCCCGGGACGCGCUGGGCUACGCCACGCUGAAGUACGCAAGUUGUCGUGACACGUACGCUAGUCAGCGUGACGCGCUGGGCUACGCUACGCUGAAGAGGCUGCAGCAGCAGAGGAUMCACUCAUCCCUGUCCCACAGCGAGGCUCUGGCUUCCCCAGCCAAAGACAUGCUCUUCACCGAUACCAUCAACAUGAAGACUGGCAGCCUGGACUCCAGACUCACCCCAAGGAGGUGCUCAGUAAAAAGGUUUGGCUGUUUGGGUCACGGUGGGCCAGCUGGGUCCAGUCGCAGGCCUGUCAGAGCCCUCCUUCCACGGUUCCUGAAGGCUCUGAGUUUUGCCUCUCUGGAUAAGGAGGAUCUGCUGAGCCCCAUCAGCCAGACCACUCUGCAGCGGUCCUCCUCAGUGAGAUCCAUGGUGUCCAGCGCCACCUACGGCAGCUCUGAUGACUUCAUUGGCCUGGCGCUGCCCGUGGACAUCAACAACAUGUUCCAGAUAAAAGAAACACCAUAUUUCCUGAAGAGAACCAGCCCGCCCUCUGAGGACAGAUCUGCCAAAUUCUUCUCUGGAGACUCAGAUGGUCCCAGCCCUCACUCCCGGCAUGCUGUGCUCCGCUCCCAGCUGAGCAUCACAGAGCUGAUGGGGGUGAGCCGUGCAGAGCAGCAGCAGCUACUGGGCUCAGAGGAGACUGGUCUACAGGAACACAACGAUGACAACUGCCUCUACUGCACUGGGUUGACUGUGCUUGGCUUCAGCGCAUCCAACAGCCACCCAGACUUGACGGAGGACCACCCUUUCUCAGAGUGGUGCAGUCCACCUGUGCAGAAUCACCUGGAGGUCAUGGCCCAAAUCAAACUGUCAGGGGUGUCUGGGUGCAGUGAUGCUAUGUCCCAGGGCUCCCCRGGAAGCACCCGCAGCACUGAACUGGUUUUGGGAGUGAAGUCCAUCCCAGAGGAUGCUCCGGCCGGCAGGGUUCUCCUCAGGAAGGAGGUCCUGCGUCUGGUGGUCAACCUCAGCUCCUCUGUGGGGACCAAAGGCCACGAGACUAACCUGCUAACGAUCAAGGAGAAGUUCCCCUAUGCAUUCGAUGACAUUUGUCUCUACUCUGAGGUGUCCUACCUGCUGGCCCACUGCAUGUUCCGUCUGUCGGCACGCCGCUUCAUUCAGGAGCUCUUCCAGGACGUGCCAUUUAUCCCGAUGUACGAAGAGGCAGAGAGCAUCCUCUCCAUGUCGCCAAAGAACGGACCGACCGACCGACCCUCCUGCUGAGCCUUGAGUCAUCCUCUGUCUUCCCUUCCCUCUCGCAGCCAGUCAAACCCUGAGUCACACCCCACACCCCCCCCAGUCAAACCCUGAGUUACCACUACUGAUCUACCAGUCACACCCUCCCCCCAGUCAAAACCUGAGUCACCACUACU
This is a messenger RNA of Salvelinus sp. IW2-2015, 5773 nucleotides long. Its product is annotated as rapamycin-insensitive companion of mTOR. Gene Ontology annotation, cellular component: TORC2 complex. The record is from RefSeq and is a predicted model, not a curated record. Lineage: Eukaryota; Metazoa; Chordata; Actinopteri; Salmoniformes; Salmonidae. Gene Ontology annotation, biological process: TORC2 signaling; positive regulation of phosphatidylinositol 3-kinase/protein kinase B signal transduction. Gene Ontology annotation, molecular function: protein serine/threonine kinase activator activity.